CCGCUCGGUGGCGGCGGCGGCAGCGGUUGUCCCUGCCUCUCCGCCACCUCCACCUCGGCCUCUCUCGCGGCCUGCGGCGUUGGCGGGGAGGGGGAACAGUAGUUGUAGACGCCCGCCCCUGCCUCAGAGAAGACACCACAGCAAAUGAACAAAGAUUUGAACAUUUUAUAGAUACCUUUUAUAAAAGGUAAAUGUGGAGCAGUGCUUCAGUUUGAAUCACAGAGGAUUUCACUUUAUGAGUUGUUACACAGACUCACUAUUUGGAUAAAUUGUAUGCUAAAACACUGAAGCAAUUAAUAAGUGAAUAUGAUCAGAUUUCUCCACCAAGUUCUCAGCCUGAUAAGGAGAAUCUCUCGUUGUCAACCUAAUGAAGCAUUCAAUGAAGACAUAUGACUCUUUUCAAGAUGAACUUGAAGAUUAUAUCAAAGUGCAGAAAGCCAGAGGCUUAGAGCCAAAGACUUGUUUCAGAAAGAUGAGAGAGGACUAUUUGGAAACCUGUAGGUACAAAGAAGAGAUUGAUCAUAGACCCAGGUAUAGAAUGUUUGAUCAAAGACACCCAUCUGGAACUGUCCAGACCUACCCAAGAUCAUGCUCUAGUUCACAAACAGUGGAAAACCAGUUACCACAGUGGCUGCCUGCUCAUGACAACAGGCUGAGAUUAGACUCACUGAGCUAUUGUCAAUUCACCAGGGAGUGUUUCUCAGAAAAAGCAGUAGCCCUGAACCCUAGUCAGCAAGAAUAUAACUCUAGCUCAUACAGUGUAGAAUCUGGAGUUCAUAAGCAUCUCUCCCCAGAAAAUAAUACCAGUGCCCAUCAAGAUAGUCAUAAAAAGAUACAUCAGAAGAGAAAAAGACAUACAGAGGAAAGCAAAGAAAAACCCAAAGAGGAAAGGCUUAAGCAUAAGGAAAAAAAAGGUUUUGAGGAAAUAGAUUUAGACAAACACAAAGGCUACCAAAGAAAUAAAACAGAGUUGGAAACAGUCAAGGUCAGUACUGAAAAACUUAAGAAUCGAAAGGAGAAGAAAAGUCGAGAUGUAGCCUCUAAGAAAGAGGAACGUAAGCGUAGAAAAGAGAAAAAGGAACAAGGCAAAGAAAGGACAGAUGAAGAAAUGCUUUGGGACCAGUCUAUCCUUGGAUUUUGAAGCUCUUGAAUUGGUACUCCCAAGGUUCAGUUGAAAACUAGUUGAGGAACUUGGUUUUAAGAUGUUCAUGUUCAUAUCAUCUUCCUCAUGUGAACAGGUACUUUCACUUCUAACAAAGGCCAAGUUAGCAAGAAGUAGAUGCUUACUCUCCAUCAUGGAAAUUAAUUUAACUCACAUUCUAAAAACAUUAUUAUAUUUUUCUCACAUAUAGUUUCCCCUAUUGAGAGUGGCUCUUUUAUUCAUCAAAUUUCUAUAAUGGUGGAAGUAUUUUUUCCUUGGGAGGUUAUUUUAAAUCGGAAGAUUAAUAGGCUGUGCAGAAUCUAUUUCUUGAUUGGGUUUGUUUUCAUUUUGGGUGGGGUAGUUUUAUAUUCAUUAGUUUUCUCUAUGAAAAAAUUUAGGUUGAUUUUUUCGUUGUUACAUCUAACUUGCAGUGUAUUUUCUAGAUUGGGAAAUGGAAAAUUAAAUACAUUACAAUAAUAAACCUAGGAUACAAUAGUUCAAAAAGUUUCAAAGUUAACAUUCUAGAAGUCAGUUUAUAUUCCAGAAAUAUUUAUAAUAAAAUGUUCUAAUUUCUAAA
Messenger RNA from Sorex araneus (European shrew), 1718 nucleotides. Its product is annotated as lysine-rich coiled-coil protein 1-like. Bases 368 to 1141 code for a protein of 257 amino acids. The transcript is spliced from 2 exons. The record is from RefSeq and is a predicted model, not a curated record. NCBI's taxonomy places the organism in Eukaryota, Metazoa, Chordata, Mammalia, Eulipotyphla, Soricidae.